AUGAGGGAGCGUGGUGGCCAAUUACGGCGAGGCCACUUUCCCUACUUGACCACCACCACUGCCCUGCCAAAUUCACUCGACCGCCAGCUGCUCAACGACGACGACGAGAACAAUAUGCCACCACGACCUGCCUCGGCUAUGACGAUGAAGCGCAUACAUCGUGAAAUUGCCGAUAUACAGAAGGAAGAUUUGGGUGGCAUGAAGCUGGCACCGAGCGAAGACAAUGUUCACGUGUGGAAGGGCACAAUACCCGGGCCCGAGGGAAGCGUCUACGAGGGCGGAUUGUUCGACAUAGAGGUCAUAUUGCCUUCGGAUUAUCCGUUCUCUGCUCCCAAGGCGAUGUUCAAAACGAAGAUAUACCACAUGAACGUACGCAAAUCGAUGUCUUGCGUGACAUCUAUUUACGGCUUAGACUGCUUCCCCUCAAUUGCGACACAAUACACGCGAAAUCGAAAGCAACACGAUUCGACGGCACGUGAAUGGACCGCGAUGUACGCCAAACCCAAGCCGAAGCCAGGCUUGCCCCCAGCCUCCAGACCACCUGCAGCACCUGCCCGUGCAACAACGUCAUCACACCAAGCCUCGGGUUCAGGUGCCUCAAGGAUAGGCGCAGCGGUAUCCCUUGCUGCGCGUUCACUGGGUUUGACGUCGGGCUCUGCAUCCACCCCGGCUUCAGCAUCGAGCUCUGCUGCUCCAUCAGGCUCCUCGACGCCUGUCGUGAUAGACCUGUCCUCUGACGAUGAUGCGGUCGCACCAAGCUCGAGAUCCAAGCGCAAACGACCGUCCGCGUCUGCCACAUCCACGUCCGCAUCGACAGGGGCUUCCUCCUCUUCCUCACAACCAAGGCGCCAACAGCCCGUCGUUGUAGAGCUGUUAGACUCUGACUCCGAGAACGAGGUGGCAGGUAUCGUUGGGAAUGAUACCGCGCCGUCGAGGAAUAGAAAGCGACGACGAGUAGCACCUGGGGAAAGGGAAGUUAUUGAGAUCGAUUGACCUCUUGUUCGUAUUUAACGCGUUUGGUUCCGCGUUGUAUUCUUUAUCUCUUCUCUCCUCAUUAUUUUGCUAGUUGCAUCAAUCAUCCGCUUAGUGUUUC
Molecule: messenger RNA, 1093 nt
Organism: Coprinopsis cinerea okayama7#130
Lineage: Eukaryota; Fungi; Basidiomycota; Agaricomycetes; Agaricales; Psathyrellaceae
Product: ubiquitin conjugating enzyme E2
Exons: 6
Coding region: 1-993 (330 amino acids)
Source: RefSeq, a predicted model, not a curated record